Molecule: messenger RNA, 3310 nt
Organism: Drosophila navojoa
Lineage: Eukaryota; Metazoa; Arthropoda; Insecta; Diptera; Drosophilidae
Product: putative fatty acyl-CoA reductase CG5065
Biological process (GO): long-chain fatty-acyl-CoA metabolic process
Cellular component (GO): peroxisome
Molecular function (GO): alcohol-forming very long-chain fatty acyl-CoA reductase (NADP+) activity
Source: RefSeq, a predicted model, not a curated record
AACGAGCUAAGCCAACAACAACAAGAAACACGCGUCUUCUACAACAUUCCCACGAUCCCCCUACAUAACUGGGCAGGGCGCUGUUAUUUUUCUCAAAUUUGCAAACGCGUGUCGCGUGUGAAAUCUCUCUGUGUGAGUGUGUGUGUGUGCCUCUUCCUCUAUCUCUUUCUCUCUCUCGCUAUCUGUCUCUUGCUCUUGUUUUUGAGCAACAAAAUAUAUGGAGGCUGUAAGAAACAAGUGAAUGCACCUCGAACACCACCAACACCAACUGCAACAGCAACAACAACAACAACAUCAAUAAUCAGUCAAUUCCAUUCAGCUCAGCUCAGCUCAGUUCAGCGCCAGGCAGCACACAGCAUCCAGCAGUGACGAUUCCAACCUCACUUUUGUGCCGCACAAUUUUUGUCGUCUCUUCCACGCGCAGACAACUAGAGAGCAAAGGACUCUAGGCUCUGAGUUUGACAACUUUUCUAGUUUUCCAGCUAAAAGUCGUUAAUACAUAUAUAUAAAUAAUUGCGAAAAUGGAAAACUGUUUCACGGCAAUAGCAACAACAAUUUCAGCAGAAUUCUGUGAAACCUAAUUGUAUAUUAGCCAUUAUAAUAACUAAAGCUAAAGCACAAUUAGCAGCGUUGUGUUCCAACUAAAUAAACGAAAGCAAAAAUCAACUUCCCCAACAACUUCCAGAACGAAAAAGAAAAAUAAUAGGAAAACAAAAGAAAAAGAAAAACCGAAGCGUAACUUGAACAAUAAAACAUAAUUUUAGCUAAACAAGAAGAAGAAAAAGCGCACACUGCAAAUGAUUCAACUGCUUCCUAACUAAGCUCAGUGCGAGGGAUACUUUAAGGGUAAAACAUAUUCAUAUAUAUAUAUAUAUAGAUAAAUAUAUAUAUAUUUAUAUAAAUAAAUUCUGAAAUAUAAAAGAAAAGAACAAGAACAACUGCAACACGUAACGGCAACAUGUCACACGCCGUCGCCAUCAAAACAGAAACGGAAAACUGCAUCAGCAGCAACAACAUCAACAGCCUCAAACAGUCGCCACAGCCCGCACAGCAACUGCACAGCAGCAGCAGCAACAGCAGCAACAGCAGCAACAGCAGCAGCAGUAAUAACACCAGCACCAGCAGCAACAGCAGCAGCAGCAGCGGCAGCAGCAGCAACAACAACAACAACAGCGAUGCUACGUUCUCAUUGCUGAAUGGCACUCACUCGCAUCAGCGCAGCAAUGGACUCACUGCUGCGGCGCACGCCGCUGUCAGCUAUGCCAGCUCCGGCAGCGGAAGUGGUGCGGGCACUGGCGGUGGUGCUGGUGGUGGUGGUGGUGCGGGUGCGGGCGCCGCAGCUGGCCUCAAUGCGAGCCUGCUUGGCGCUGCGCCCGCCACAGCGCUGCCCAGCAAUGGGGGCCUGCAGUCACCCUACGAGCGCUACAGAGUCGACGAUACCAGCUAUGUGCCCAUCGGACAGUUCUAUGCUGGACGGAGCGUCUUCAUAACGGGCGGCACUGGCUUUAUGGGCAAGGUGCUCGUGGAGAAACUGUUGCGUUCAUGUCCGGAUAUAAGAAAUAUAUAUCUGCUGAUACGACCGAAGCGCGGCCAGGAGGUUUCGGCGCGUCUCACAGAGCUCCUCAAUGCACCGCUUUUCGAAUCAUUGCGUCGCGAGAAGCCGAAGGAUUUAAGCAAAGUCAUACCCAUAUCCGGCGAUAUAACGUCGGAGGAGCUGGGCAUCUCAGAGAGCGAUCAGAGCCUACUUUGUCGCAAUGUUUCCGUUGUCUUUCACUCAGCUGCCACCGUGAAAUUCGACGAGAAGCUCAAGCUGUCAGUCACAAUCAAUAUGCUGGGCACAAAGCGGUUGGUCGAGCUCUGCCAUCGCAUGAUGUCCCUAGACGCACUCAUUCAUGUAUCCACUGCCUAUUGCAAUUGCGAUAGAACCGAUGUAUCAGAGGUUAUCUAUGCACCACCCUAUAAUCCCGAUGACAUCAUCUCAUUAAUCAACUGGCUUCCGGAGGAUAUACUUGAUCAGCUGACACCGCGCCUCAUUGGCAAGCGUCCCAAUACGUAUACAUUUACAAAAGCCUUAGCGGAGCAUAUGUUACUUAAGGAGGCUGGAAACCUGCCCGUUGCCAUUGUGAGGCCCUCAAUCGUGACUGCCAGCCUGAAUGAGCCCUUCGCCGGCUGGGUGGAUAACUUCAAUGGGCCAACGGGUCUAGUCUCGGCGCUGGCCAAGGGCCUCUUCCGCACGAUGAUGUGCGAAAAGAACUAUGUGGCCGAUAUGGUACCUGUCGAUAUUGUGAUUAAUUUAAUGAUUGCGGCCGCCUGGCGCACAGCGACGCGCAAAUCCAAUAAUUUACUCAUCUACAAUUGUUGUACCGGCCAGCGUAAUCCCAUCAUAUGGUCUGAGUUUGUCAGAUAUGCCAUGUCCAGCGUGCGCAAACAUCCCUUGGAGGGCUGUCUGUGGUAUCCAACUGGCGACCUGCGCAUGAAUCGUCCAAUGAACACGCUGAAUUGUAUAUUAAAACACUUUCUACCAGCUCACAUACUGGAUGCAGUGGCGCGCAUCAUGGGCAAGAAGCCAUUUGUUGUCAACGUACAAAACAAAAUCGCCAAAGCUGUCGAGUGCUUAGAAUAUUUUGCCACGCGCCAAUGGCGCUUCAAGGACGACAAUGUGAAUGGCCUGCUGCAUACGCUCAGUCCGAAGGAUCGUGAGAUAUUUGUGUUCGAUGUGCGCAACAUCGACUGGGACAAAUACGUGGAGCGCUAUGUCCUGGGCUUCAGGGAGUUCUUAUUCAAGCAACGGCCCGAAUCGCUGCCCGCCAGCAGAAAGCGUAUGGUCAGAUUGUACUAUCUGCAUCAGCUGAUAAAAGUGGCUGCCGUGCUGCUCACCUGGCGUUUUCUUAUGUCUCGCUCGAAGCGCUUGAACGACUUGUGGAGCGCAUUUCUGGAAAAUGUGCUCAAGAUCGCGCGUCUAAUACCAUUUUUGUAAUAAUCCGGCUGGCAACAGCAGCAGCAACCGCGGCAGCAGCAGCAGCAACAGCAUAAAUCUUGUCUGGUGAUGUUCUUCUUUGCAAUUUCUAAAUGCCUACAACAUGGCGUACAUUUUAGAGGUUUUUAGCAAAUAAUUAUAAUCAUAUUUUUAUAUAUGUUAAACGAGUAAACAGGCCCAACAUCGGGCUCAUUGAGUAUGGCAUCCGUGAAUAAGAAAAGACGAAACACACGCAAAUGCUGCAGAUGCGGUGGCGCAGGUGUCUGCCCACAUCUGUCCACCGGUCGGAUGUGCAAUUUUUGAGAUAUAAAUAUAUAUACAUAAUAAUAUAUA